AUGUCUUCCUCGACCUGCAUAUCAAGCAAUUCAAAUUUAAAACUCGAACCCAAAUCUCGAUUUUCAAAACCCAUGAAUUCUUGUGGUGAUAGUAGUGAAAUUAGACAUGUGACAGUUGUCGAUAGUAAAUCAUGUAGGCAAAUCUAUUUAAGAACUGCCUAUACAUUUACGAGGCAGGAAGAUUACAACGAUCAAAAAAGUAUUGAGAAGGCUAAGAAGUACUUGGGAAGAGUUAGAGACAUAGUUUAUAAAAGAGAUCACCAACAUGACCUAAAUCUUAAGGUCAUUAAAACAAAGAGUGUCUCAAAUAUUAAGGGUAUAAUGAUAUUUAGUAAGGUAAAAGAGUUUUCUUACAUUUCUAUUUUGUCUAUGAUCCGUAGGAUGCUUUCUUGUACUGCAAAAGUUGAUGUUAUUGAACAUUAA
This is a messenger RNA of Amaranthus tricolor (Joseph's coat), 423 nucleotides long. RefSeq lists its product as uncharacterized. The record is from RefSeq and is a predicted model, not a curated record. Bases 1 to 423 code for a protein of 140 amino acids. Lineage: Eukaryota; Viridiplantae; Streptophyta; Magnoliopsida; Caryophyllales; Amaranthaceae. The transcript has a single exon.